GCACGAUUAGCACUUCCGCGUUAGGUGGUAUCCCAUAAUGCUUCGCGGCAGGCUUUACGUGACAGAUCAGCUGAGCAGUGCGUCGCUGGCUGCAGUGAGCGAGCGCGCGCCUGGCAGCGGCUGUACAUCCGACCUGCUCGUGGCCGCUCAGUAGCUCUCAGUGGGCCUUGGAGAGCCUUUAAAACAACACCUCUCCAUUGGAUAUACUAUUUUUUUAAACCACCGCAACAAUGUGAUGCUUUUGUGGAUUCGUAGUUUGUUUUUUUUGGCCUCUUUGAAUCGACUCAUCAUCGACUACAUUAAAUUAUUUCAUAAUCCAUCUGGACCGAUGUAGGGGUAACCGUCCUGGGGGUUCGGAGGGGGAUUCCAUUUUUUUCCUUUCCCCGGGAGUGGACCAUAAUAUGUCCAGACGAAAACAGACCAACCCCUUCAAAGUUGACUGGCCAUUCCACACUACCGGCAUUGCGGGAUUUCAGCACACCAUUAACAUGGACGGCAGAGACGAGUUCACUGAAGACAGCGAAUGCUGCAGCAACAAUUCCCAGGAAGUCCUCGGACAGGAGAGCAUCUCAGGGCUGUGUUUGCCUCCAUAGAAGACAGCGAUAGUGACCUCGACCACCACGGCGAAGACUCCUCGUCUAACACCUCGACUGACGACCACAUGACGGCCAAGAGGGCACAGUGCCACCUGCAAGGAGCGGGAGUCAAAGAGGAAAACGAGGAAGGGUCGGACCACUGCAACAACUUUGUAUGUCCUCUUUGCACACUGGACUUCAGCAGCCCUGAGAAACUCAUCUCCCAUGUUUACCAGCACACAAACAUGAUGAGCAGCACCAAGAGCUAUGUGUGUCCCGUGUGUGGGCGGGCGCUGAGUUCACCCGGCUCGCUUGGACGCCAUCUUCUCAUCCACUCUGAGGAUCGCCUGUCCAACUGUGCCAUCUGUGGCGCACACUUCACAGACACCACCAACUUCAACAGAGAGAAGCUGAAAGAUGUCCUAGACACAAGCAGGCUAGAGGUCUCAGGUGGAAGGGACACGUGCUCCAUGACCCACUCGCUCUCCAGCAGUCCCAUGACCAGUCCAGGACCAGGCCCUCUUUCCUGUCACAGACCAGGACCCAGCCCCAGUUCCUGUCAGGGCCCUCACUCAUGCCAAGUUCCCGACCCCAGCACCAGCCUAUGUCAAGCUCAUCGAAUGUGUCACGGGUCGGGUCACAUGUCCAGCUCGUGUCAAGGUCCAGGACCAGGGCCGUGCUCAGACCGAGGCCCGUGUGCAGGCUCUGACCAAGGACCCUCCUUUCCCUCGCUGCCGGACAGUCUGCUAUCUGAAGGACCGUCGCUCGCAUCCAUCCCUGAUGCUCUUAACUCGUCCUCCUCAGGUCUUCUCCCAAUCCCAGACAUCCUAAGUCCAAUGCCGGUUUAUCCUGCGGGAGUUCUUCUGGUUUGCAAUAGCUGCAUGGCGUACCAGCAGCUCAUGGAGGCCCAGUCCCCCAUGCGCAAAUGGGCUCUGCGCAGAAAGAACGAACCCUUGGAGGCCCGCAUGCACCGCCUGGAGCGCGAGCGCACGGCCAAAAAGAACAAGCGAGCGUGCGAGACGGACGAAGAGCGUGAACUGCGGCGUCUGCGUGACCGCGAGGCCAAACGCAUGCAGCGGAUGCAGGAGACGGAGGAGCAGCGGGCGAGGCGUCUCCAGCGGGACAGGGAGGCCAUGCGCCUGAAGAGGGCCAACGAGACGCCCGAGAAGAGGCAAGCCAGGCUCAUCCGCGAGAGGGAGGCAAAGCGGAUCAAACGACGGCUGGAGAAGAUCGACCCCGCCCUCAGGACGCAGAUAGAGCACGACCCCGCCGCUAUGGCUGCCCUCACGGCGGACAUGAGCCUCUUCCAGUUCCCCUGCCCUCCCGCCGUCCCGUCUAUGGAUAACGGGCUCUUCAUGAAGCUCCCCUAAGAGGACCACGUUGUCAUCAUUCCUAAGGCUGCCUUCACACUUUGCUUCGCUUUAAAAGUAUAUUUUAGAAGCUUUUUGUCAAAUCUAAGUGGCUAAAUAUAGCAGAAUAUAAAAGUCAUCUGUUUGGAAAGUUGCUGCAUAUUUUGGCCACAUGACAAAAAUACCAGUAAAAACACUUAAGCGCUUAAGUAUUUUUAAAAAAUAAUUUUGCGUACGGAAGCACAAGUGUGAAUACAGCCUAAAAAAAAUAUGUAAUUUAGUGGCGUGGAAAAGCCCCCUUGAUAAAGUGGGGAGAAUGUUCUGUGUUGUAUGAAGUACUUAAGUACUUUUAAGUACUUUUAAGUACUUUUUAAAGCAUGUUGUAAAGAGAUUUGAUACCUGCUUUGUCCUUAGAGGAGAGAGAUGUUUUUGCACAUGAUACAGGAGGGAGGACUUUGUAGCCAUAGACGCCCCCCCCCCCAUUGCUCCUCCUCCUCCUCACUGCUCCAUCAACUUGACCGGUAGCUCCACCCACCUCUUCUUCUUCUUCUUCAAGCUGCCGCCACCGGUCCACGGAGUCGUUUCAUGUCGGCUCCAACUUCUACCUCAGCUGACGUACUGCUCUGCUAGUACUGCCACUACUUUGUUAGUACCCUCUAAGUACUCUGUGUCCUCUUGAGUACUCGGAACAACAAUGCCAACGUCUCUUGUCACACUACCACACAGUUUGCCAAUGUUUCUCAAUCCGUGCUGCUCUUUCUCCUCAUGACUGUACAAUACGUGUUACCUCUUCUCAUCAUCAUCAUCAUCAUCAUCAUCAUCAUCAUAUCAAGUAUGCAACUAAGAUGUUGCCGUGACUUGAAUUCCGCCUGUGACUUCAUGAACGCAUCAUGAAGAUGGGAGCUUCAGGCCUUCCCUGGUAGCGUUCACUGCGUACUUUCCAAAACAGCACAUGUUAUUUAUUUAAAGUAAUGUUCUACAUCCAUUAACCUCAUAUUUAUGCAAUAUUGACUCAUAUUUUUUUCCCAUGCCACAGUGUAUUUAUUACUUUUGUUACAGCCACUGUUUUUUUUUUAAACGUAUUUUACACAUGUUUUCUUCCCUAUUGUGUUAUUUUCAUGCUGUUAAAUUACCUCCAGUUUUCCAAUGCAAACAUCGCUGCUUCCUGUUCUGUCUGAGGCACUCCUAGACGUUCCUUGUCAGGCACACUGAAACGAAAAUGCUCAUAUUACAACAAUAAAGUAAAAAUCAGCGGGCGAAAAAGUAAUCACAGUGAGACACUCUAUCGCUCCCCGGGGGGAGAGAAUGUUUUUUUUACAAUUGUGUUAUAUUGAUGUAUUUAUGUGUACAAACCACUGUGUGAGUUGCUGGCACCAGCAUGGUUCAAGAACAUAUGGAUUCAUCUACAUGAGAAGAAUGAAGAAUGUCAUUAGCAAGUGAAUGUCAACAUUUCCAUGCAAAAGUAAAACAGGUUGAUUUUCCUAUAUAUAAUAAAACAUUAUAUAUAUAUAUAUAUAUAUAUAUAUAUAUAUAUAUAUAUUUAGUUAAUUAAAUUAAAUUUAAUUAAAUUAAUGACAUCAUUACAUAUUUCCUAAAAACUUUAUUCUCAUAUUGCCAUUUUAAUUGCGUAAAAUUAAUCCUUUUUCCGCAUAGACUUCAGGCUUUAUUAGACUAAAAUUGACUAUCAAUAUUGCAAACUGAUAUUGACUCAUUUUACUUUUCUCAUGAAUUUUCUCAUGAUAGAGCCAAUAUUAUUUGCAAAAAAAAGACAACUCUUCCCACAAGGCUUUCUCAUGAAAUUUUUACAUUUUCCUUUUAAUAUUACAAUGAAUUGUCAUCCAAUUUUUACUCAUAUUAUGACAAUUAUUCUCAUACAUGCCUGUGAAUAUUGUCAUUCAUCCUGGUCAUUGGCUUCUCAGGGCAUUCAGUUGACUACAGUCUACUUUGUCUCAUAUCUUUUUUUUAUUGGCAAACAAUUAUAUUUUUCUCAUCAUAAACAAUAAACAAAACUUGAUAUUCAUAUAUGAACUAAUAUGGUCGUAUUGAGAGUUUAUUCAUGUAAACUUUUUUGUCAUAUUAAAAUCUUUUGUCUAACUUUUUAAAACUUGUUUUCAUAAAAAUAUCACUUUUUCUUUUGUCUCAUAAUAUAUCGACUCAAACCUCAGACCUCAUUUCUAAUACUAUUUAUUACAACUUGAGUCUCAAAAUUUGUCUCAAAAUGACAUUUUCCCAUAAUAUUUACACUUUAUUUUUGAUGGAUGUUUUCUUUUAGUUUUAGUAUUAUGACUAAAAUAAGAAUAAAGUUGUAAGUUUUCUGUUCCUAUGACACUCAACUAUUUUAUUGCAUCCCCCCCCCCCACUUCAGUGUGCCUCUAAUAUUUUGAAUAGACCAUCUAGUAGGAUAUUCCCCCCCAAUAUAAAACAAUGCCAUCCCUUCUAGGAGUGCAUCAAACUUAUAUAUAUACACAACAUGUUUUUAUUUCUUCUUCCAAUAGAAAUCAAUUGACUUUUCACUGAAACUAUGCAGACGGCACCUUUUGUCUUAUUGUCUUUUGUUUUUCAAUUAAGCCGACUUCGAUGUAAGCUUCUCAGGAGAUGUAACGGGCGAGAGGGCUUCAUUUCGGGGAGCCCCUUUCCAGACUUAUCUGUCAGCACAGGAAAACAACAGGGUGUCACAAUGGUCUUCCUGCAUGCAGUCAGUCAGUCAGUCAGGCAGGCUUUCAGGUUACAUUCCCUCUCCUCUCUCCUCACUCUAUGAAUACCGAGUAUUCUGUUUGUUUGGAAUGUUCAUACUAUUGCAAAAGGAAGUAUCUGAGGUGUCAUGUUUAGGUCUUUUGGUGUGUGCUGUGACUAAGAACUGCAUGUGAUGAAACUGCACUUGUCCGCCAGUACGAGCUUGUCUUCUUAUGUUCUCUUUAUGCCUGCCGCGUCUUUUUUUUUUUAUACAUCUCUUGAAAUGAUAAUGUUUUUUAAAAUGGCCUUUCCGUUGAUGUCUAUCGGGAUUUUCUCCUGAUGUCCAUGUUUACAGAAUGUUGGGCCGACUUUGGUCAUUUCAAUGAGUGGCUGGUUACAGCAUUAACUCAUGUACAGUUGGAACCAUGUGACGAAUGUGCAAAUAAAUAUUGAUUUUACAACAGUUUUCUUUUUUCGGUUUCUUACACUGGGCAGCUGUUACGUUUUUAAUACAACACUUACAAUUUUGCGGAUAUCCCAUGUGUGGCUAAAAUGACAACGGAAGGCUACAUUGGAAAAAAAAUUGUAGAUUUGGAGGAUAAAGUAGUAAAUGUAGGGAAAAAGUCCUAAAUUUACAUAAAUAAAAUUGUAAAUUCAUGACGAAAAAAAGCUUGCCUAAAGAAAGAGUUUCCUUCCAUUUUCCCUG
Molecule: messenger RNA, 5303 nt
Organism: Doryrhamphus excisus (bluestripe pipefish)
Lineage: Eukaryota; Metazoa; Chordata; Actinopteri; Syngnathiformes; Syngnathidae
Gene: znf821
Product: zinc finger protein 821
Biological process (GO): regulation of transcription by RNA polymerase II
Cellular component (GO): nucleus
Molecular function (GO): RNA polymerase II cis-regulatory region sequence-specific DNA binding; DNA-binding transcription activator activity, RNA polymerase II-specific
Source: RefSeq, a predicted model, not a curated record